Molecule: messenger RNA, 1400 nt
Organism: Aegilops tauschii subsp. strangulata
Lineage: Eukaryota; Viridiplantae; Streptophyta; Magnoliopsida; Poales; Poaceae
Source: RefSeq, a predicted model, not a curated record
UAGGAGACCAUGGCCGUCACGAAAGCGAGGAAAGCAAUCAAGAGAUCAAGAUCAACUUCCGCCACCGCCGACGCCGACGCCGGAGCCGGAGCCAGCAGCUCCAUGUCCAUGGCGCCUCCGCCCGGUCCCGGCGGGUUGAGCGAGCUCCAGCAGCCGCCGCCUUUGCCUCCCGGCGUCUACUUCAACCCGACGAACGCGGAGAGCAUAGGGUUCCUCAACCGGUGGAUCGCCGGCGACGACAAGAUGCCCGACGCGCGGGGGUUCAUCUUCCACGCCGACAUGUACGACAACGACCCCUACGCGCUGCAGCGGCUGCACCCGCCGGCCAGCGCCCGCGCGGGCGAGCACACGUGGUGGUUCCUCGGCGAGAGCAAGUUCCAGAGCCCGUGCAGCGCGACCAAGAACAAGCGCGCCGACCGCAGCGUCCGGACCGGCGGGUUCUGGCAGGUGGAGCAGAGCAAGGAGGAGAUUCCCGAGGGCGGGCGUAAGAACAGCUUCGGGUUCUACUGCGCCCCGAAGAAGCCCAAGACGCCGUGGCUGAUGCAGGAGUUCACCAGCGACAGGGACAGGGGCGCCGGCAGGAGGGGCGUGCCCGCGCUCCACAAGCUCUACGUCACGCCGCGCGCCACCAAAGAGGGCCGGACGGAAGUCUACGGGGAGGACGGCGUGGCGGCGGGGAACAAGAAGCCUGUCCCGGCAGACUAUUUCGCCGCCGCCGCCGCGCUGAUGCCGCCGGGGAGUGUCCGUGGUCUCCAGCAAGAGCACGUUGAGCCUCUACACGCGCCGGACCUGCCGCCUUCGCCCCCGCCCCUUCUUCACUACGGCGACGACGGCCAAAGCUUCAUGAAGGGCAUAAUGUCGUCGGUGGGUCUUCUUCAUUACGACGACAGCGAGAUGCGGCAGGACUUCAUGGGGGCAGCAACGCCAGCGAACGUUCUUGGUCAGUACCAGCAGCAGCAUAUGGGGCUUCCUCCACCGGUGCCUCCACCUGCGCCGCCGGGCCUCCAUGAUGAGGAUGCGCCUGAGGAUAAUUUCAGCAUGCCAAUGGACCAAUUCAUGAAAAUACUUGACGAGCCAGCGCCAGCGGAGACGGUCAGGGGGGAAGAACCGGCGUGGGACUCUUUGCCAGACAUAGUUGAUCAUGAUGAGUUCUUGAAAUUCAACAAGGAUGCUUAGAUUGCAGCUCCACUUAGACUGAGAAAUCCAAGUUACACUUAGACAGACGGAUCGAUUGAUCUGCUAGCUAGAGACUAUUCUUUGGUUGAUUAAUUUGGUUUGAGGGAUUAAUUUGUGAGGGCUUCUGACUAUGCCAGUAGUAGUUCUCCAUGUACUGUGAGUUUGUAUUAGUUAUCAUGUGAUGUGAUGUUUUUUUGAGGGAUUAUCUUGUGAUGUGAUUGGUU